Molecule: messenger RNA, 1663 nt
Organism: Phoenix dactylifera (date palm)
Lineage: Eukaryota; Viridiplantae; Streptophyta; Magnoliopsida; Arecales; Arecaceae
Source: RefSeq, a predicted model, not a curated record
AUAAUUGAUAUUUCUUGGUUACUUGUAUCAACUCAUACAUGCACUAUGAUCAUAACAUUGUGCAAAUAAAUAGCAUAACGUGGGCUCGAGGUCCAAAUCCGGCCCAGUGGAGUAGCGAAAUGAAAGGCCCAGUAAACCGAUGCCGGUCGGUGUCGGUCCGUGCUCCAUUUCCGAAUUCCGAUUCUCCGAACCAGAGAGAAGCGCACGGAGGAGGAGAAAAACUGGAAGACGCGCAGGCAGCAGAAGACCAAACGAAGUUGGGGAGGAUAGAGAGAGAGAGAGAGAGAGAGAGAGAGAGAGAUGGGCUCUCGACACUCGCUUCACACACUUCUCCUUUCCUUCCGUCCCCGCCUCCUGGCCCGAUCGAUCUCCUCCACUUCCCGCGUCGAGAGCGUCGGAUGGUUCGACAAGAUCAAAGGCGUCUUCACCGGCAAAUCCACCGCCGAUUCCAAGUCCUCCUCCUCCUUCUCCCUCAUCGAAUUCGCCGAUCAGAUGGACAAGGCGCGGAUGCUGGGAUCCUUCAGGAAGUUCGAGGUGGGGCGCAGCAGCGCCGCCAUGUCCGAGAAUUUCAAGAAGAACACCGCCAUCCUUCGCUACCUUGGCUCCAUCGAUCCAACGGGAGAGAAUCUCCAAGCUAACCACAAACGUGAUGCAAUAAAGCAUUGUAAUUGCACGAUAGCUGACGUUGAGGAGGUACUGGCGAAGUACAGGUGGGCCAAAGAGGCCCAGAAGAAAAUUGAUAAGUUAAAGGAGGAAGGAAAGCCAUUGCCAAAGAACUUUAACGAGGUGCAAAAACUGAUGGGCUCAACACCAUUGGAUGUUGGAAGACCUAAUUUGGCGAAGAGCGGGUCAAUAAGCAGAAAUGCUCUCUGCCCAUGUGGAUCCAAAAAGAGAUACAAAAGGUGCUGCGGAAUGACCUGAGGUGGGAACAGCUGGUGGAUCUGAACUUCUCCAACUUAUGUGAGAUACAUAACUUGGGGAAGUGGAACUGGCGGUCAACCACAUCAAAUUCGUAUGUAGUUGAAAGUCAUGCUAAUGUUUUUCUGUAAUUGAGUAUUUUAGGUUACGUUGCUGUGAGCGGUGAUGCUCUGAAUGUCAACUGUACUCUUGCAAUCAAGGGAAUUUACUUGGGGCGGUUGAAACUCUGGCAGCUACAGCACUGACCGCUGUAUCAUCAACUGCAAAACUGAUGCUGCAAAGAUCUCCAUUGUUAAGUUAGCUAUCAAGGAAAAUGCAAGACAGCACUUACUUUCAAUUCAGAAAUUGAAGCCAUGGCAUACCAACAGAGUGGUUAUGCUUUUAGUUGAGGAUAAUCUGCAGAGUUGAAGCUUAGAUUAGGUAAUAAAUAUUAAGUAGCUACUCUUAAUCAAGAUGGUGUUUCAUCUGUUUAGUUCUCAUUUCCUGGGAUUUAAAGAUUGGAUAUGGUGUGCAUGUUGAGGGUAGUUUUUGAAUUGUACCGUUAUUCCACAUUCAUUUACAAAGUUUGAGGCAGAGAAGAGAUACGGUCAGAAAUGCAGUUAUGUGUGAAUUGGUUUUGUAGAUUUCAAAACAAAUUUUUAAUCCUUUGUGGUUUCCAAACUGUCAACGUGCACAUUUUUUUUUAAAAAGAAAAGAAAAGAAAAGAAAAGAAAAGAGAAAAUGAUAAUUUUUCUGAAUGAGUUCA